Hyaloscypha bicolor E is the source of this 806-nucleotide messenger RNA. RefSeq lists its product as uncharacterized. The transcript has a single exon. The coding region runs from base 138 to 563 and encodes 141 amino acids. The record is from RefSeq and is a predicted model, not a curated record. Lineage: Eukaryota; Fungi; Ascomycota; Leotiomycetes; Helotiales; Hyaloscyphaceae.
UCCUCCUCCAUCAGCAUUGGAUCAGCGUCGAGGGCCAACUUGUCAAGCACGCCUUUCACAGGCAGGCAGUUCGAGAAUCCCGAUGCUAUCCUGUCCAGGGGUAAAGAAAGGUAACAAAUGAGGCAUUCGCCUAGAUAAUGAAUGGCAAGACCGCACGGGUUUUUCUUUCGAUUGCUGAUACACAGUGCCGUCCGAGCCGUUUAUCUCGGUAUAAUACAGGAUGGGUAUCUUGCGCUCCCAUAAUUGUCAUCGGGUUGACCAUCUUCCUUCCUCCUGCCUGCCUGCUCCAAGCUGGAGUCUCGACACCGGCGUUGUGCGAUUGCCGGCCGGCCAAAGCCUAUCGAAUCUCCUAUCGGCUCCGAUACCCCGCUGUCGGCCUUUUCUUCCCCUGCCUCGCAACACCGCCCAUUGGCUCUGAGAAAGGCAGCUCGCCGACGGGCCCGCGCCCAAAUUCCCAAUGCAAGAAGUCACUGACGACAUGGAGUCUCGAGGGAGCCCUGCCUCACGGCAUCGGAUUGCCAGACCCUGCCUGUGUCUUCCUCCAUGGGAAUAAUUGGAUUUAAGGUUGUUGAGCCAUUUGGCUGAAUAGGCGGGUGAGAUCCGGCCGAGUUGCUGUCGGAGGUGUGGCAGCGAUAAGCCAAUUCCAGCACGAUAAGGCCGCCGUUAAAACCUCGGGGUUGCGCUCGGGCAAGGGUGCAGCGAGCGGGGGCACUGAGUGGCGCCUUGCAGCUCGUUUGGCGUUUUUGGUGGGGCGCGAGGGGCGCGAGGGGCUCCGAGGGGUAACGGCUGGGAGCCAGGCCAGUGCC